AUGACGAGUUUUCUGACAUGGGUUCUCUUUUUGACUACAUUUCUGAUGUCGGAAAUUCGGUUGAACUUUGGGCGCGCCCUCUAUAACCGUCGAGUAUGCAGGCCCCAAAUGAUGCAUGACGAUUUGCCGGUCAUCCUAUCAAAGUUCAAGGUCUGGCCCGGAUAUUAUGUAUCAUGUGAUGAGUUCGUCACGUUCAUUGGAGUCGGACCGACGCCGAAGUACGACACGACAUCCCCGGCACAAGUUACGAGUGAUGAGUGCCCUGUUACCCAUCCGAAGCACUUCGCCGAAGUUCCAAAUGUUGACAAAAAAACAAGAACAUCCGUCACCUGUGCUUAUCUAACUUCCAAGUCAAGUUUCAUUAGUACAUACACCCUGCACCGCACCAAACUCUACACCAAACUCUACUGGUCCGCCGCUUUCAUUGCCCUCGUCCUUCUCCGGCGAUUGAAGCACGCCGACAACGCCGGACAGACCGCCACCGAGUUAUUCAACAUCGAUGUCUCUGGCCUCAACCGCAUCUUCCCCAGAUAUGGAGGAUUGUACUGCUCGUAUCAACGUCGCCAAGUGUUGCAAGAACACGACCCUGCGCCGGUACCACCCCCAUCACAUCAUCCUUGCACUCGCGAACAGCAACAAAUUAGACACGUUGUCCGUUUCAGGAUUCUUUCUUGA
Messenger RNA from Suillus plorans, 675 nucleotides. RefSeq lists its product as uncharacterized. The record is from RefSeq and is a predicted model, not a curated record. The transcript has 5 exons. Bases 1 to 675 code for a protein of 224 amino acids. Lineage: Eukaryota; Fungi; Basidiomycota; Agaricomycetes; Boletales; Suillaceae.